Molecule: messenger RNA, 210 nt
Organism: Leptosia nina
Lineage: Eukaryota; Metazoa; Arthropoda; Insecta; Lepidoptera; Pieridae
Source: the annotation of a GenBank genome assembly
AUGUGGUACGAGGUUCUUCCGAGUUUUUUCAUUAUAACUGCCGGUUUGGGAUUACCAGGAUGGGCGCUUUACCAUAUUCACAAUUUAACAUUAGGCAAUCACCACCGUCGCAGUCUCCACACUCUCUGGCAAAGAAGGGCAUACCAGAGAGAUGAUCGACUUACAGGCAACCCAUAUGUAGUUAAUGGUCUAGAAAAAAUACCUGAUUAA